AUGUUGGCUGUGCGAGACCAGGAGAAUCUGGUGCAUGCUCACCAGACCGUGGCUGCUGGAAAACCGUUGAAUCAAGGCACGAAGACUCCCGGCGCACGAGCUCCCAAAACCCCGUUCAAGGUCCCGCUGAAUGACGAGAAUGGCCCGUUGGCUUUUGGAAAGAAGACCGUGAAGGCGACUGGAAGGGGGAAUGAGAAUUUGAAGCCAGCCAAGGAUGCGUUUGUAACUCCUCUGCCAGAGAACCGUCAACGCGCGCCACUGGGUAUGAAAACGACCAAUGCGAAGGCCAAGACCCCAGCUCCUAUUGGCACGAACAAGCCCGAGAGGACCAACAGAAGGACAUCGACUCAAAAAGUGAAGAAGAUUGCUCCCUUGGUACAGCAGAGUGAGCCGGAGACAGCGGCAAAGUCGGUCCAGGAUGAUGUGCCGGAUAUCGAAUACAUGCCACCCAAGCCUAAAGAGCUCCCGGACCUCCCAGACGACAUUAUAUACGACACCACGUUCCCUCAGUUCAGACCAGAGAACCUGGCACGCGGAUUGGAGAGCACCUACGGAGACAACGAAAUCGGAAGCGACGGUCUUACCAAGCGGGAACGAAAGUACAAGGAAGCUUCGAUCGCCCAGGACAAGAUGAUGGACGAAAUGAUUCUCAAGCAAAUCGAAAGUAUUGGGUUUGAGGAAGCCAACGAAACAGACCAGUCCCGACAGUCUACCUUGAAGGAGGCAUCAAAACGUCGCCUUGAACCUCGUCGAGUGAAGGUCCCUACCCCGAAGGUCAAAUACACUAGCAAUGUUUCGACUCUACGAGCCCGAGAUGCAGCGGCAGCGUUGUCAGCCUCCGAAACUUCGGCUCCACCAACCAGAGCUGCGUCCCGACCCCGAAUCAGUUCAUCAAUUCAUACAACGAGAAAGCCCAGGGCUCCUGCGAACCCAUCUUCUAUGCGCCAUAGUGCCGCUGUCGCAAACUCCAAAACCACCGUGGGUUACGCCAAAGGCAGAGAGGUUUCCACCAGACUGCACGGCAAGCCGUCGACCAUCGCGAAACAGCCAGCACCCAAGAACAUCCUAUCUCCCGAUACGUAUAUGCAGCUCUACGGAACGCCGCCAUUCGGAUCGGAGAUGUGGCUCCGCUGCAAGGCUGCCGGUUGCUUCGACGAUGAACAGAACCAGCCGGAAAUCAUCCCGGAGACCCUUCCUACAUUCGACGAGGAUGACGAGGCGCUCAACUUCCAGUUGGCGCUAUGA
Aspergillus chevalieri is the source of this 1245-nucleotide messenger RNA. RefSeq lists its product as uncharacterized. The coding region runs from base 1 to 1245 and encodes 414 amino acids. NCBI's taxonomy places the organism in Eukaryota, Fungi, Ascomycota, Eurotiomycetes, Eurotiales, Aspergillaceae. The record is from RefSeq and is a predicted model, not a curated record. The transcript has 3 exons.